ACGCGGGCCGCGCUGCUGCCGCGCUCCCUGCCCUCCUGCUCCGCUCAGCUGUGGAGCUGCGCUGCGCCCGGCGCCGCCCCGCCGCCCCGCCCGGCUCGCUAGCCACAGCGAGCUGAGCCUCUCAUCGCACACUCGCGCCCGCGACCACUCGCGCCGGGACUGCGCCAGCCGCCGCGCCGGUGAGUUCGUCCGCACCUCCCCGAGUCCUGCUAAGCACACAGCACCUCAGCGCCUCGAGGGAGUGCCCCAAACGGCCGCGCCGGCAGCACUUCCCAAACCUGGAUUUCACCGCAAGAGCAGCAGCGGCGUCGGCGCCCAACGGCCCGUCGACGACCAUCGCCGACGCCGCCGCCGCCGUGACAGGGCGUCCCGAGGCUGCCGCAGGGCGUCCCGACGCUGCCGCCCAGCCGAUGCACUCCGCUCCCGCCCCGGGUCCGCACGCCUCCCUCGCACACCUGCUGACGCCCGACACAGCGUCCGAGGUGAGCAUGCCGGGAGACGUCAACGUGGACGUGGACGUGCUGGUGCGCGGCGCGCGCGGGGGCAGCCCGGGCGCGGGCGCGCUCGUGCUGACGGCGCGGCGCCGCGACGGCAGGGACUCGGCGCUCAGGACGACGCCGUCGGACGCGCUGGCCACGGCGCACCUCGCGCUGCAGCAGUGGAGCGCUCUCGCAGGGAAGCCCUCCGUCGAGAUCCGCGACGACCUCCAGGACGACGACGACGACGACGUCGACGACGAGGACAACGAUGACGGUGACGGUGACCACGGCGGCGGCCAGUUCCAAGACGGCAGCGGGCCGGGACCUCCGGAAGACACUGCCAGCGGCGAAGGCGGAUGCAAGGGCCUCAUGAUCGUCACUGUCAUCUCCGUCCAGUACGUUAAGAUAGUCGUGCUGAUGGGAUUGGCCCUGCCCGUCUGCGGGGUCCUCACGUUUGAUACACCGCAAUCUUUUGAGGCGUUCUACUUAUACCUGUACCUGGUCAGCUUGCUCUUCAUGAUGUACUUGUACAUCGUGUCAGCCUGGCGUCACAGGAGCAAAGUGACGGUUAAGAGAAAGAGAGGUAAUCGCGGAAUGCGGUAUCGGCUGAAAUUGCUGAAACAGACUCGAGCUGUUGAGACGGUGAGGUACGGCAGUGUGUAUCUGAGACUAGCCAUGAGUGCAUUCGGGAUUGGUAGCAUGAUUUAUUGUUGUCUGGAGGUGGCACAUGGAGUGGUGAAGUACCAAAAUUACCCCUGUGACCAAACUGGACAACAAAUAAAAAUACUACUCCCAGCAUGUCGCGCAAUUCUCACACUUGGUCAAGUGCACUUCAUGCUCUUCCAUAACAAGGCUGCUGAAAUCCGGCGUCAUCCUAGCAUCUCUCGGAUCGGUUUGGCCCACAUGAUAGCAACCAACGUCUGUGAGUGGCUCAGCGUUGUUGUGGAGGAGACCCGUCACGAAAUCGCCGAGCUCGGCACGGGCGGGCACGUUCUUGCGGACCACGAUGAGCUGGGUGGGCUGAGAGGAAACUUAUCCAGUCCCGACUACAAUUCGACGAGGUCUACUCCUCAUCCUGCGUGCGAGUCCGUCAUCGAGUCCACUGAACAGGACGUGAUUGGAAACCUUCUGCUUAGCUCCGGUCCCAUCCUUUUCCCCUGCACGAUUGAGUACUCUCUCAUCUGCGCUGUGAUUCUCUUCGAAAUGUGGAAACACGCGGGGAAGUCCGAGGACGAGAGCAGCGCCAGCAGGAUGGGCAGUCGGGUGGACCUGAGCACCGGCAGCCGCAACUCCCGCGUGGUGGACCAGACCGAGAACGGCGAUGCGACGGACGACGACCUCGACUCGCCCAGCGGCGGCCCGGCGGCCAGGAGCCCACAACACGCGCCCUCCACGAUCUCCGGCACCGGGACCGGGGGGACGGGCACACUGCCGAGGCGCACGGCGCUGCACCUGUCCGUCGACCUGACGCACUCGCAGCGCGGCAUGUUCCUGGGCAUCGUGCUGGCCGUGGCCACCAUCAUGUCGCUGGUGCUGUUCUUCGCGCUGGGCGAGGCGGACGGCUACCAGCGCGCUGCGCACAUGCUCGUCUCCUACGUGGAGGGCGGCCUGCACGUGGCCGUCAUCCUGGCCGUGACCACGGCCGCGUACAGCAUGCGCCGGCUCGGCGUCGACCGUGUGCCGUUUCACCCCCUGCCCCUCGACAUGUUCCUGCUCUUCGUGGCUCAGACGGGCGCCUACCUCUACUCCAUCUUCUCCAUCGUGGGCGCCUGCAUGAUCAUGCUCAAGUCCAACGAGGACCCCACGCGGAGCACGGCGGCUCUACGCAUCCUCGUCGUGGAGGUGCUCUCCGUGCUGCACGCCGGCAUCCAGACCCACUUCAUCCUGCGCGCGUGGCACACGCGCUGCGUGGGCGAGCGCCAGUGGAGCGACAAGCCCGGCCGCGAGCACAUCACCUUCCUCAUCUACGGCAACCUGUGCGCCUGGCUCGUCGCCACCUUCUGCAAGAGUCGCGCCCAGUUCCGCCCGCUGCACCUCAACGUGUUCGGAGUCUGGCCCUGGACCGUCCUCACCCACGCCUCCAUCCCGCUCACCAUCUUCCUGCACUUCCACUCGUCCAUCUGCCUCUUCGAAGUAUGGAAGAACACAUACAAGUUCCGUCCGGACUGAACCACUCCUUCAUGAACUCCCCACCCCCACAAAUUCAUCCCUAUUGUCUUCACAGUUUAUUUUGUUUUUCUUGCCGUCAGUAUUCUGUCGAAGCGGGUGCCACUUUUCUAGUCAAGUGUUCUGAGUGUUUUACUUUUUGUUACUGUUUUCUGAUAUGUUUGGUAAUGGGACAUUUUGUAGAUUUGAUACGUGUUGGCCAAAUAAACCACAGACCUCUAUUCUUA
Molecule: messenger RNA, 2872 nt
Organism: Frankliniella occidentalis (western flower thrips)
Lineage: Eukaryota; Metazoa; Arthropoda; Insecta; Thysanoptera; Thripidae
Product: proton channel OtopLc
Exons: 13
Coding region: 411-2648 (745 amino acids)
Biological process (GO): proton transmembrane transport
Cellular component (GO): membrane
Molecular function (GO): proton channel activity
Source: RefSeq, a predicted model, not a curated record